Funneliformis geosporum is the source of this 255-nucleotide messenger RNA. NCBI's taxonomy places the organism in Eukaryota, Fungi, Glomeromycota, Glomeromycetes, Glomerales, Glomeraceae. The record is from the annotation of a GenBank genome assembly.
AUGACAAAUAUUAUUGUAUUUUUCAUCAACCAACCGGAGAUGAAUAAAUUAAGACUGAUUAAAGAUGCCUUAGAGAUUUACUUAAAUCAGUCUAGUAGUUUUUUAUCAGGACAUGAGGAAUCUGGACUGGUUAAUCCUUCAUUACCUCUCGGAUUUACUAGGGCAGAAUUAGAAACUGCUUAUCUGAGUCAGAAAGAGAAGAAUGAAAAGAUAGUUAGAGAGUGUAAAGAGUUAUUAAGUAAGUUGGAAGAAUAA